GCUGCAAAUAUAAAUUGGAAUCCAAGGGAAGCCAUGCUACUCACCUUCCAAGAAAAAUAAGCUGCAAUUACUUUACCUAUCAUACUGUUUUAAGAAUGAAGAAAAAGAAGCUUUUGGCCAAGAUGCUUGUCCUUCUUUUCCAUUUCUCGUUGGCUGCAGCGUCGGCCUCAGAGUCUCCCACCGUCAUUGUCAUUGGAGCCGGAAUGUCAGGAAUUUCAGCGGCAAAAACUCUGCAUGAGGGGGGCAUUCACGAUAUAUUGAUUCUAGAGGCAACUCCUAGAAUUGGUGGCCGUCUGAAGAAAACUCAAUUUAGUGGACUCACGGUUGAGCUGGGCGCCAAUUGGCUUUUUGGUGGGGGACCUGUACCCAAUCCCAUACGAGACAUGGCCAAAAAACUUAAGCUCAGAACUUCCCUCAAUUACUAUGAGAAUAUCACAUCAAACACCUAUAAACAAGAAGGUGGACUGUACCCUUCAAAGCUGGUAGAGGAAAUUGACAAGGUUGCUACUGCCAGAGAUGAUUUCUGCGCAAAGUUUUCAGAACAAUUGUCGGCCAAACAGAAGGAUGUUGAUGUCUCAAUUUUGUCAGCACAGCGCAUACUUAAACAGGAGCCCAAAACCCCACUUGAAAUGGUGAUUGACUUCUAUCACAAUGACUAUGAAGACGCAGAGCCACCAAAAGUGACUAGUUUGAAGCACACAUACCCUCGAAAUGAGAUGAUGGACCACGGAGAGGAUCUAUAUUUCGUGGCUGAUCCGAGAGGCUUUGAGAUUAUACCUCAGUAUCUUGCUAAGCAGUUCCUUUCCUCUUUGACAAGUGAUCCCAGGCUUAAGCUAAAUAAGGUAGUUAGAGAGAUAAUUUACUCAAGGAAUGGAGUUAUUGUAAAAACAGAAGAUGGUUGCACAUACAAUUCCAAGUAUGUUAUUUUAUCUGUCAGCGUUGGAGUCCUCCAGAGUGAUCUAAUUGAGUUCCAGCCCACGUUACCUCUAUGGAAAAGAAUUGCAAUAACAGAUUUUAGUAUGACCAUAUAUACCAAGAUCUUUGUAAAGUUCCCUUACAAGUUCUGGCCUACUGGCCCUGGAACUGAAUUCUUCCUCUACACUCAUGUGAGGCGCGGAUACUAUCCACUUUGGCAGCAUUUGGAGAAUGAGUAUCCAGGAUCAAAUAUAUUAUUCGUGACGGUAACAGCUGAUGAGUCAAGGAGGAUAGAGCAAUUGCCUGAUGAAGAAAUUGAAGCAGAGAUAAUGGAAAUACUUAAAAAGUUGUUUGGGGACAACAUUCCAAAACCAGAAUCCAUUCUUGUGCCCAGAUGGGGCUUGGACAAGUUCUACAAGGGCAGCUAUUCUAAUUGGCCUGAUAACUACAGUAAAAAACGCAAAGACCAUUUAGCGUAUCCUGUUGGUCCGGUAUACUUUACAGGGGAGCACACCAACGAUAGAUAUUUAGGAUAUGCUACCGGUGCUUAUUUUGCAGGUAUCGAUACUGCAAAUGAUUUAAUCGAGUACAUAAAGAAUAAAUCUUGUAAAGGCUUUAACAGAAACAGAUGGCAUUAAGUCCUGGCUUGCAUCUGAAGGUGAAUCUCUAUUCGAUUUAUGCAAAAAAAUGAGCACAAAAUACAAAGAAUAGAGAUGAGCAACAGCAUAGAGUUGUCUUCCUUCCCAUGACAAGUCUUUAAUCAAAGCUGUCAUUGAAGUUGUCCUUUGCACAAUGUCCUGUCUAUUGUUGUGCUUAAUUUGAUACAUAUAUAAUAUCAAUGUGCAUGGGAAAUUUCACCCCCCAAUCCGUAUAGGAGAUAUGAUUGAUGAGUGGCUCAUAGUCUUUAGAGUGAAUUUGUUUCUUUCUCUGUCCAUUACUACGUUAAACUUGUGGCUUUAUAUUAAUAGAAAUUUCUUUCUUC
Hevea brasiliensis (rubber tree) is the source of this 1897-nucleotide messenger RNA. RefSeq names its product polyamine oxidase 1. Lineage: Eukaryota; Viridiplantae; Streptophyta; Magnoliopsida; Malpighiales; Euphorbiaceae. The transcript has 8 exons. Gene Ontology annotation, molecular function: oxidoreductase activity. The record is from RefSeq and is a predicted model, not a curated record. The coding region runs from base 96 to 1553 and encodes 485 amino acids.